AGCAGCAAACUACUUUGACGCCAAAGGAAAGACGAUAAUGGCCAUUUCGUAGAGAAGACAAAGAUCGAAGUGAGAAAGAGUAGAGGUGGUGCGGCGUAUAGACGAGAGGAAAAGUGUGUCUCUUUUUUUUCUGAAAGAGCUGUGAGUUGUGUAUCGAUGUUUAUUGCCUCUGUUGUUCGUGUUCGUACCGCUCGAUUGACGAGCUCGCGGUACGUUGGUGGUCCGUUAGUUUCUGUAUACAAAAGGUACAGGUUUCCAUCUAAGAAACGAAUUACGCAUUUUUAAAGUCAUUGUUGAUGUUCUUGUUCCUGCAGUUGGUUUAUAACCCGUUACGUCUCGUCGUCUUAUUGCUUUAAACACGUCAAAAUUUCACCUCUAUUAAAGCAUUCCUGCAAAUGGUGACGAUUUUUUCGUCUUUUCGAAUAAAUACACACAGAGCGCUAAUUUUUGCCCAGCCCCCACAGCUGACUCUCUUCCUUGAUUUCAUCAGCUUCAUUACCUCGUCGAUCUUUUAAACUUCGACAUUCACAUAUUACAAUCAUUCGGAUACCUGCGCCUACCGCAUUCAAGGUACACAUUGGAAGUGGAUUUGAAUUUUCAUUAAAAUGUCUACUACAUAAUGAAAAUUUUAUUAUAUAAUAACAAAUGCAGAAUUCAAGUACAUUCACUGAAGAAAACUUCAAGGAUUUCCUUCUUUUUAUGAUAAAAGAAAAUUCUUCAACCCUAGAAAUAGUGAAAUUGCCUAAUACCUAAUAUUAGAUCCAGGCCACUUCCACAGUGAGCGAAUAAAAAAUUGUAUAUUUAUUUUAAAGAAAAAAAAAGGAAAUUUCGCAAGGAUUUAAGAGGCGAAAAAAUAAUUAUUAAUAAAUUUUGACUCAAUGAAAAUGAACAGCCGAAUUAAGGAGACAGAGUCAAAAUGGACCUGUGAAUAUUGUACAUAUGAAAAUUGGCCGUCAUCAUUAAAAUGUACAAUGUGCCGAGGUGCAAAACCAUUGCUCGGCGAGGAUAUUUAUCGUUUAAGAAAUCCAAGUCCACAAAGAUCGGGCUCGAGUGUUGCAUCGGGUCCAGUGCCACAUUCGACCGAUUCAUAUAAUGUGGAUUCACAAAAUUGUAGUCAAAAUGUUCCCUCUGGUGGAAAGUGGUCCUGCGAUAUGUGUACCUAUCUUAAUUAUCAAAAUGCACCACGUUGCGUUCAAUGUGGCAAUCGAAAACCGAAUAAUACACAACAACAACAAUCAGUGCACUCGAUAGCGUCAAAUCUUCAUGAGCAAUUAGCGCCAUUAAGACUCGGUGAUCCACCACCACCACCAUCAUUACCCAAGACUGGAUCAAAUUCAAAACUUAAUCAGCCAGCAAUUAAUUUACAUCCUGAACGCUAUAGUAAUUCAUCGAAUCCAAUUGUCGCUGAGAAAUGGUCAUGUUUUUUUUGUACUUAUGAAAAUUGGCCAAAAUCAACAAAAUGCGUUAUGUGCGGUCAUCAAAAGGAAAAGGAUCGAAGGGAUAAGUCGUCGACAAAUUUAGGUCUUAUUUUACCGAGUCCAGAGAGAGAACACAGCCAAAGAGGUUUACCGUCACCUCCUCACACGCCUUAUGUUCAUCAAGCCCAACGGGAUGAGAAUUUAGCGAUUGCCAGAAGUCGGAGUUCUCAUAGAUUCGAGAGUAGAAACGACAGUCUUCCUACGCCUCAGUCUCCAAAUAAUUGCGAUUAUGAACGCAGACUUAAGCAAUUCAGACGUGCGGAUUGGUGCUGGUUGAAUGCAUGUCUUGGCAUUGUGGAGGGUGACAAUGCACCGGUCGAGGCUUACCUGGCAAGUGGCGGUGAUCCUGCUCGUCAAUUAACGCAUUCCGAGGUUUUGCUCUUAAACAGAAGCAGUGCUUUUGAUGUAGGACACACUCUAGUUCAUUUGGCUAUCAGAUUUCAACGCGAAGAUAUUUUAGCAACAUUAUUGUCGCAAAUCGAGGGAUCUGGUUCAGGAAUCAAGAGAGUACCAAGUUAUGUUGCACCAGAUUUGGCUGCUCAAAUUCGUAGACACGUGAUGAAUAGCAUUCGAUUGCGAAAGGGUUCAAUUCCGUGUUAUUUUGUCACGGACAUGGCUACAUUUUCUCUGCCUUCUGAGGUGGAAGAUUUACCGAGUAUUGUUCAGGAGCAAAUGUUGGAGGAACUUCUGGAUAGGGAAGCACAGCAACAACUUGAAGGAGGCGGAGGUGAACCACCAGCUUUAAAUUGGUCUUUAGAAAUAACCGAAAGGUUGGGGAGUCGUUUGCAUGCAUUAUGGAACAGAUCGGCGGGAGAUUGUUUAUUGGAUUCGGUAAUGCAAGCCACUUGGGGUGUUUUCGAUAGGGAUAAUGCUCUCCGACGAGCGCUCGCUGAUACGCUACAACAAGCUGGACAAUUCUUUUAUCCACGUUGGCGAGAAUACGAGGCAUCACAAGCUUCAAGAAUGUUAGACUUUACGUUAGAAGAAACUCAAUGGCAGGAGGAUUGGGAAAAUUUAUUGGCAACUGCAGCUCAACCUGGAAGCGCUCUAGAGCAAUUACAUGUGUUUACAUUGGCACAUAUUCUAAGGCGGCCGAUAAUUGUCUACGGUGUUAAAUACGUCAAAAGUUUUCGCGGUGAAGAUAUAGGAUAUGCAAGAUUUGAAGGAGUUUAUCUACCAUUAUUGUGGGAGCCAUCGUUUUGCAUAAGAUCUCCAAUUGCUUUGGGUUACACGCGAGGUCACUUUUCGGCUUUGGUACCUAUUGAACCAUAUUCAUCAUCAAGAAUACCGCCUCUAGCUUCACACGCGACUGGAAUCGGUGGUGGAAAUAGUCCAAUUCAACAACUACAAAUACAAAUACAAACAACCUUUAUGCCUCUCAUGGACCGAGAGAGAAAAUUACUUCCAAUACAUUUUCUCAGUCCCGAAGAAAUGGGUCGCGAGGAGAAUAUAUUAAAACAAUGGCUGGAUGUUUGUACCACCGAAGGCGGUAUUUUGGUAGCGCAACAAAAACUUCACAAAAGGCCGCUUCUUGUCGCGCAGAUGCUUGAGGAAUGGCUCAAUCAUUAUCGGAGACUAGCUCAGACGAACAACGCACCAUUUUCGAGAGCAGCUACACUUCAGGAUUAUAGCAGUGACGGGGAUACGGAGGAUGAGUAACAAAAAGCCUCUUCAUGAGAAACAAGAUUUUAGCCAAAGUGUUAAUAAUGAAAAUUUCUUAAUUUUCUGUCAAUCAAUUUUAAUCUAUAAAACAAAAACAAACAAAAAACAGAAAAGAGAUUUAAGGCAGCAAAAAUAUUUUGAUCAAUGAUCAUGACUCGUCUCACUGAUGAUAAUUUUUUUUAUCACAGUAAAAGCACAUAGAGUUUUUUUUCUAAAAAAAAACUUUGACAAAAAAAAUAUUUAAAUAAAGCACGAAUUCCUAUUGAUUCGCGCUUUUGAUUUUUUUUUUUUUUUGUAAAAAUGUCAAACAAUCGAUGAAAAUAGUUUUUAAUUGAAAAAAUUCGGCUCUUUUAGACCCCGUAAAAAAUUAGAUUUUUUUCUAGAAAUCGUAUAGUUGAAAAAUGCUUCUUUUUAUUCGAUUGCAGAAUUUUUUUUUUAUUUCUAAAACUAUAAAAUAUUUUUUUAUUAUUUAAUGCUUUAACUUUAUAUUUUUUUAGCUUUAAGGAGACAUUCUUUCCUAGUUGCUUUAUUACAAUUUAGGAAAUAAUUUCUCUAGUGUACAAAGUAUAAAAAGAAAAAUACAGAUUCUCAUUGGAUUCAGCAUCGACGAGUUCUCGAGAUGAAUAAGAUUUUUAAAAAAUUUUUUUUGUUUUUAUAUACACAUAUAUAUAUUUAUGUUUUGAGAAAAAGAAUUGUAAAAAAAGUUAUGUUAAAAAAAAUCGUAGGAAAAAUGUUGUCAAUUACAGUCUUUUUGUUUGGAGAAAAAAAAUUUUUUUCCACUUAUAAUGUACAUUUUUUUUGUUGAGAAUGAAUAUAAUUUAAAUCUUCUUUAGGUAAAAAGGAAAAGCUUUUUAAAAGUAGUUAUUGUUAUUAAAAAUUCGUUCGAGUAGAAAUCGACGGUAGGACAAAAGUUUAGAAUUAAAAUUUAAAGUGUGUCUUAAACUAACUGUUA
Leptopilina heterotoma is the source of this 4092-nucleotide messenger RNA. RefSeq names its product ubiquitin thioesterase trabid (gene trbd). Lineage: Eukaryota; Metazoa; Arthropoda; Insecta; Hymenoptera; Figitidae. Gene Ontology annotation, cellular component: nucleus; cytoplasm. The record is from RefSeq and is a predicted model, not a curated record. Gene Ontology annotation, molecular function: K63-linked polyubiquitin modification-dependent protein binding; cysteine-type deubiquitinase activity. Bases 879 to 3137 code for a protein of 752 amino acids. Gene Ontology annotation, biological process: protein deubiquitination involved in ubiquitin-dependent protein catabolic process; protein K33-linked deubiquitination; protein K29-linked deubiquitination. The transcript is spliced from 8 exons.